Molecule: messenger RNA, 1660 nt
Organism: Perca fluviatilis (European perch)
Lineage: Eukaryota; Metazoa; Chordata; Actinopteri; Perciformes; Percidae
Gene: dbt
Product: dihydrolipoamide branched chain transacylase E2
Exons: 11
Coding region: 74-1660 (528 amino acids)
Cellular component (GO): mitochondrion; cytoplasm
Molecular function (GO): acetyltransferase activity; lipoic acid binding
Source: RefSeq, a predicted model, not a curated record
GAAGAAGCCUGCUGAGCGCUGAUUGGCUGCUGGGAGGGGCGUGCGGCUGUGACGUCAGCAGCAGAGAGCAAAGAUGGCGGCAGUGACCAGAGGCUCCUCCGCUGUUCUCAGACGGCUGCUGACUCAGCAGUACCGGCGCCGAUGUUUCCGGCUGCAGAGCGUCAGAUUUGUCCGAACGGUGCAGCCGCCGGCGGUCAGAUGGGACAGAAACAUCCAGAUGUUGAGCAGCAGGACGCUGCACAUCGCCAGCGUGAGCCGAGGACCGAUCGUCCAGUUCAAACUGUCGGACAUCGGAGAGGGAAUCAUGGAGGUGACGGUGAAGGAGUGGUACGUGAAGGAGGGUGAUAAGGUGUCCCAGUUCGACAGUAUCUGUGAGGUGCAGAGCGACAAGGCGUCCGUCACCAUCACCAGCCGCUACGACGGCGUCAUCAAGAGGCUCUACUACGACGUAGACGCCACGGCGCUGGUCGGGAAACCUCUGGUCGACAUCGAGACAGAGGCGGGCCCAGCGGUGAUCCCGGAGGAGGACGUGGUGGAGACGCCCGCCAUGGCGAGAGAAGAACACACCCACCAGGAGAUCAAAGGGCUGAAGACGCAGGCCACGCCCGCCGUCAGACGCCUCGCCAUCGAGAACAACAUCAAACUCAGCGAGGUUGUGGGGACGGGGAGAGACGGACGCAUCCUGAAGGAAGACAUCCUGAACUUCCUGGCGAAGCAGACGGGCGCCAUCAUCCCUCCGACUCUGUUCCAGGAGAUCCAGACUCCGCCUCCGGCCCCGGCCGCCACGGCAACCGCCCGGCCCGCUACCACCGCGGCCGCCGCCGCCAAACCUCCGCCCGCCACGCCCAGACCCGUCUUCACCGGGAAGGACGUCACCGAGCCGCUCAAAGGUUUCCACAAAGCGAUGGUGCGUACGAUGACAGCAGCUCUGAAGAUUCCUCACUUUGGUUACUGUGACGAGGUGGACCUGAGCCGCCUGGUGGCCCUCAGGUCGGAGCUCCGCUCCACCGCCGAGGCUCGGGGGGUCAAACUCAGCUACAUGCCCUUCUUCAUCAAGGCUGCCUCGCUCGGCCUCCUGCACUUCCCUGUCCUCAACGCGUCGGUGGAUGAAGGCUGCCAGAACAUCACCUACAAGGCGUCCCAUAACAUUGGGCUGGCGAUGGACACUCUUCAGGGCCUGCUGGUUCCCAACGUGAAGAACGUGCAGCUGCUCAGCGUGUUCGACAUCGCCCAGGAGCUGAACCGCCUGCAGGCGCUCGGGGUGGGGGGGCAGCUGGGCACCAGCGAGCUGAGCGGAGGAACCUUCACGCUGUCCAACAUCGGCUCCAUCGGAGGAACGUACGCCAAACCGGUCAUUCUUCCUCCUGAAGUCGCCAUCGGAGCUCUGGGGAAAAUACAGGUUCUCCCUCGGUUCGAUGCCAGUGGUUCCGGUGGUCCGCCCACUUGCAAGGGCCGGCUCAGCCAGAUCACCGCAUCAUCGGACGGCGCCUACCUCAUGUGUUCUGGUUCUCCAACCUGUGAGGGAGUACUGGAGAACCCCUGGGUGCAUAGCAUGCUGGACCUCCAAAUAGAUUUUACCCAUCAGCCCUGGGCGGAUAGGAGCCACGCGCCACACGCACCCUUCACUUCCUCUCUGCCUUCGCUCCGUGUCUCUGUCUGA